This is a messenger RNA of Balaenoptera musculus (blue whale), 733 nucleotides long. RefSeq names its product ER membrane protein complex subunit 6 (gene EMC6). The record is from RefSeq and is a predicted model, not a curated record. Gene Ontology annotation, cellular component: membrane; EMC complex; endoplasmic reticulum. The coding region runs from base 202 to 534 and encodes 110 amino acids. NCBI's taxonomy places the organism in Eukaryota, Metazoa, Chordata, Mammalia, Artiodactyla, Balaenopteridae. Gene Ontology annotation, biological process: protein folding in endoplasmic reticulum; autophagosome assembly. The transcript is spliced from 2 exons.
GCGGCGCAUGCGCCAGAGGGCGGGUGCGAGCUCCUGGCGACUGCGCAGGCUGGGCCGUCCCAGCAUCCUCCAGUGCAAGAUGGCGCCGCGGGAAUCCCUACCACAGGCUGUCUGAGGGAGCGUCGAGCUACUGCGUCUGCCGCCGGGUUCCAGCCCCGCGUUGCUCCACGAGAAAGCAGAGGCCGAGCCCGGGCGGGUGCGAUGGCCGCUGUGGUGGCCAAGCGGGAGGGGCCGCCGUUCAUCAGCGAGGCCGCUGUGCGGGGCAACGCCGCCGUCCUGGAUUACUGCCGGACCUCGGUGUCGGCGCUGUCAGGGGCCACGGCCGGCAUCCUCGGCCUCACCGGCCUCUACGGCUUCAUCUUCUACCUGCUCGCCUCUAUCCUGCUCUCCCUGCUCUUAAUUCUCAAGGCGGGAAGGAGGUGGAACAAAUAUUUUAAGUCGCGAAGACCUCUCUUUACAGGAGGUCUCAUCGGAGGCCUCUUCACCUACGUCCUGUUCUGGACAUUCCUCUACGGCAUGGUGCACGUCUACUGAAACGUGGGCAGGGAUGACUUUUUAAAAAAAAAAAAAAAAAACAGAUUGGGAGGACUGUUGCCAGAAAUUAACACCAGGUAGACUUACCUAGUUUUUAAAUUGUUGGAGUCGCCGCUUGUCCUGUAACGUUAUAAAUAAUUUAUAUCUUAGAACGAAGAGCCUGUACUGUUCUUCAGAUUAAAUGAAGCGUGAGACCCUU